This is a messenger RNA of Suillus fuscotomentosus, 2875 nucleotides long. RefSeq lists its product as uncharacterized. NCBI's taxonomy places the organism in Eukaryota, Fungi, Basidiomycota, Agaricomycetes, Boletales, Suillaceae. The coding region runs from base 1 to 2772 and encodes 923 amino acids. The record is from RefSeq and is a predicted model, not a curated record. The transcript has 5 exons.
AUGAACACUUGCCCAGGCUGUGCUAAAAACUUCGAGCAUACUGGAUACGCUCAUCACCUAGCCCAGACCAUAAAUCCAUCAUGCGCCGCUCAACUACAACUUUCUGGUCUUUUUCCAGAGUCGAGCGAUAACGAUUCUGAUGGUCUUGCAGAGGAUGGAGAUACUGACAGUCUCAAUGGAGGAGAUGCAGAAUUUACAGGAGACUACUUUGGCUACUACGAUGAACAAGAUCUGGAAUGGCCAGACAAUAACCACGAUGAGCUCCCCUUGGAAUCUGAUGGAGAGGAUGAAGAGUAUCAUGACACAGCGCUUGAGCAUGGGUGGGAACGCCCUGCAGAUCCUGUCCAGCAGGAUAUCAAUGGUGGGGAUGAUUUCGAAAACUCGGACAACUCGGACACACUGUCACAAUCACUCCCAGCCAAACGACAAGAAGCAGAGGCGCCCCUUGGUCACCAGCCCAUUGUUGAGAAAUUUCCAAGGCGCCAUGCAGGUGCUCCAGUCCACCACUCCCGCACUACAGCUUUCGAGUCUUAUAAGAAUGUACUGCAAGGUGCAGAAAACAUUUGGGCCCCCUUCGUGUCUCGCACAGAUUACGAGGUCGCAAAGUGGGCAAAACUUCAUAGUUCUGGCUCAACUGCUUUUUCCGAGCUGCUCGCAAUUGAUGGUUUACCAUGUCAACGACCGCGUUUCAAACACGAAGAAAUUAUUGUUGCAGACGAGGCAUUUGAUGUUUACUCGCGCGACGUCAUGGAGUGUGUCAAAGCUCUUUAUUCAGAUCCUGAAUUCUCACCACAUCUCAACUAUGCUCCUGAACACCAUUAUGCCGAUGCCGACAAGACUAUCCGAAUGUAUCAUGAUAUCCAUACAGGCAAGUGGUGGUGGUCCACCCAGGCAAGUCGCAAUAUUCCAAAGGAGAUCCGUCGAAAACCAUCUAAACGAGCGUGGAUUCUGCUUGCCUAUCUACCAACUUCGAAACUCAAUCAUAUCACAAACAAGGCUGCUAGGCGUCGAACGGCAACUAAUUUGUUUCACGCUUGUUUGCGCCGCAUUCUUGAGCCUCUGAAAGUCCCUGGCGAGGACGGUGUUGCUAUGGCCAGUGGGGAUGGUGCUGUGCAUCGAGGGCAUCCGAUUGUCGCUUGUUACUCCGCAGAUUACCCAGAACAGCUGUUGACGACUGGGGUAAAGUCAGGAGAGUGCCCGAAGUGUGAUGUCCCACACAAGGAGUUGGGAAGUCCACAUUUCCUGGUAAACCUGCGAGACCUCAAUGCAAUUCUUGCCGCAUUGUCCCUCGUCGACGAGGAUUAUGACCUGUGGAGACGAGCGUGCCAGGAGUGUGGCAUUAAGCCUGUCUUCAAACCAUUCUGGCUGGAUCUCCCGCACACCAACAUAUUCCAAUCCAUCAUGCCGGAUGUGUUGCAUCAGCUCUACCAGGGUAUCAUAAAGCACCUCACUGAGUGGAUCAAGGAGGCAUGUAGCGAAGCUGAGAUCGACGCUCAUUGUCGUAGGCUUCCCCCAAACCACAACAUCCGCUUGUUUCUGAAAGGAAUCAGUCACCUCUCACGUGUUAGUGGAACAGAGCAUAACCAGAUCUGUCGCUUCCUGCUUGGUAUUGUCAUUGGCAUACAGUUGCCUGGAAAUCUCAAUAAUGGUCGCCUUACUCGUGCCAUUCGCGGCAUCCUUGAUUUCCUUUACCUUGCUCAAUACCCUUCUCACACAGAUCAAACUCUAGCACUGCUCAAUGAUGCCUUGACACGCUUUCACGAUAACAAGGAUAUCUUCCUUGAUCUUGGGAUCCGAUCGAAUUUCAACCUCCCGAAGCUUCAUUCCUUCCGUCACUAUGUACAUAUGAUCAAAAUGUAUGGCACGACCGACAACUACAACACCGAGUACACCGAACGCUUACAUAUUGACCUCACGAAGGAUGCUUACAGGGCUACCAACCAUAAAGACGAGUAUAGUCAAAUGACACUCUGGCUCGAAAGACGUGAGAAGAUGUUGUGGCAUGAUAACUUUGUUAAGUGGCGUCUGGUUGGUGAUCUUGCCUCGCAAGAAAGGCCACCACCAGACAUGGAUUAUCGUCGGGCAUUCAAGAUGACGAAACACCCGACCGUCAGACGUGUUCCAUUGGAUCACAUUGUGCAGGACUAUGGCGCCACUUUUUUCACAGCAGCAUUGGCUCGUUAUGUGGUUGGCAGGAAUCAACCUGGUUUAUCUGCAGCGCAACUGGAACGAGAGGCUGCUCAUAUCAUUCUUCCCUUUGAUGCUGUGGCUACAUUCCACAGGAUCAAAUUUCACGCAAUCGAUGCUCACGGGUUCCAGGACUCGAGUGUAACAGACAAGAGAGGGCACACGAUCCCCGCACGCUUUGAUACUGUUUUGGUCAACGAAGGGGAUGGUGGGAUAACGGGCGUGAAUGGAUACCAUGUUGCGCAAGUUCGCGUCGUCUUCACGCUGACAAGUCAAGCUACAAAUUUGUUAUUCCCCGCUGGACCUCUAAAACCACCCGCCCACCUUGCGUAUGUGGAAUGGUUCACACCCUUCCAGCAACCUGAAUCACACCAUGGGCUGUACAAAAUUUGCCGUCUGAUGCGUCAUGGAGAGCGUCUUGCAAGCAUUAUCGAUGUAUCGGACAUCCGCAGGAGUGUUCAUCUUUUUCCAAAUUUCAGCGCAGUAGUACCUCGUGAAUGGACGAGCAGUACCGUUCUGGAGCUCUGUCCCAGCUUCUUUGUAAACUCGUUCAGUGACCGACACACUUAUUUAACUAUUGUUUGAGGAAUAUAACGAGAUUCGUUGAAAUACUCUCGAAAUACAUGUAAUUUAACAGAUUCGUUGAAAUACUCUCGAAAUACAUGUAGUUUAACAGAUUCCCUGAAAU